Hansenula ciferrii is the source of this 1059-nucleotide messenger RNA. It is a transcript of the gene HOG1, whose product is annotated as mitogen-activated protein kinase HOG1. Lineage: Eukaryota; Fungi; Ascomycota; Saccharomycetes; Phaffomycetales; Wickerhamomycetaceae. The record is from RefSeq and is a predicted model, not a curated record. Gene Ontology annotation, biological process: osmosensory signaling pathway; protein phosphorylation; cellular response to oxidative stress. Gene Ontology annotation, cellular component: nucleus; cytoplasm. The transcript has a single exon. Gene Ontology annotation, molecular function: ATP binding; MAP kinase activity. The coding region runs from base 1 to 1059 and encodes 352 amino acids.
AUGUCACAAGAAGAAUUCAUUCGUACCCAGAUAUUUGGGACAGUUUUCGAAAUUACAAAUCGUUAUACUGAAUUAAAUCCUGUUGGAAUGGGUGCUUUUGGUUUAGUUUGUUCUGCAAAAGAUAAAUUAACAAAUCAAAGUGUUGCAAUUAAAAAAAUAAUGAAACCUUUUUCUACACCAGUUUUAGCUAAAAGAACUUAUAGAGAAUUAAAAUUAUUAAAACAUCUUAGACAUGAAAAUUUAAUUACUUUAGAAGAUAUUUUCUUAUCUCCAUUAGAAGAUAUUUAUUUUGUUACAGAAUUACAAGGUACUGAUUUACAUAGAUUAUUAACUUCAAGACCUUUAGAAAAACAAUUUAUUCAAUAUUUCUUAUAUCAAAUCAUUAGAGGUUUAAAAUAUGUUCAUUCUGCAGGUGUUAUACAUCGUGAUUUAAAACCUUCAAAUAUUUUAAUUAAUGAAAAUUGUGAUUUAAAAAUUUGUGAUUUUGGUUUAGCAAGAAUCCAAGAUCCACAAAUGACUGGUUAUGUAUCAACAAGAUAUUAUAGAGCUCCAGAAAUUAUGUUAACUUGGCAAAAAUAUGAUACUGAAGUUGAUAUUUGGUCUGCUGGUUGUAUAUUUGCUGAAAUGAUUGAAGGUAAACCUUUAUUCCCUGGUAAAGAUCAUGUUCAUCAAUUUUCAAUUAUAACUGAAUUAUUAGGUACACCACCUGAUGAUGUUAUUGAUACAAUUGCAAGUGAAAACACCCUUAGAUUUGUUAAAUCAUUACCAAAAAGAGAACCAAUCCCAUUAACUGAACGUUUUAAAAAUGUUGAACCUGAUGCAGUUGAUUUAUUAGAAAAAAUGUUGGUUUUCGAUCCAAAAAAGAGAAUUACUGCUGCUGAUGUAUUAAGUCAUCCUUAUUUAGCUCCUUAUCAUGAUCCAACUGAUGAACCUAUUGCUGAAGAAAAAUUCGAUUGGAGUUUUAAUGAUGCUGAUUUACCUGUUGAUACUUGGAGAGUUAUGAUGUAUUCUGAAAUUUUAGAUUUUCAUCAAGUUGAUAAUAAUGCUCAUCAAUUAUAA